Prunus armeniaca (apricot) is the source of this 525-nucleotide messenger RNA. The record is from the annotation of a GenBank genome assembly. Lineage: Eukaryota; Viridiplantae; Streptophyta; Magnoliopsida; Rosales; Rosaceae.
AUGGCUGAAAUUACCAAAUCUAACAAUCUAGAUUGUUUUCGGUAUUUGACAAAAACGAACUUAAGUCCUCAAGGGGCUAACCAUCGAACAUCAGAAACUUCGACACCAACUAGCCAAACAACAUGCCCGAUCUUGAGCCAGGGAGAGGUUUCUACAAGAGCGAGUGCCCCCAGUUCUAGCAGUGCAACUCAGGGAAUUUCCAUGCUUGUUGUUGAGAACAGUACAGUUGGAAGAACAAUCAUGCAAGUCCUCAGAAGUGAUGAUGAAACUUGCAAGCCGAUUGUGGCAGAAUUGGAACAACUACUGACAGUACUGGAAACUCCAGGUUCCAAAGUUUUGCAGAAUUUGGGCCUACUUUUCAAGAUAAAGAGUUUGAUUCAACAAAUCUCUGAGAUCAAGCCUUUUCUUGCCUCAUCGGGUCAGUUUCUGGUGCGGUGGUUAGACGAGAUUUUGGACAAAGUUGCCGUGGUCCAAAAAGUGCCUAAUCAAUCACCUGAUGAUCUUGCUGUGGUUGCAUUUGGAUGA